AUGUUCAAAUUAUCUAUCAUAGGAAAAAUCACGCUGAUUUCUUUCAUAUUACAAGCGAUAAUAUUAUCCACUUUAGAAGCUUUCGUUGUUUAUUUCCAUUUAAAUUUCGUUAAGCAAUAUAAACUAUCUGAUCAAGCUGCUGAGGCACUCUGGCAUCGCAAUACUGUUCAGAUAAUAGGCCUUGUCAUAUUCAAUUUUCUUUCACUAACAUAUGCGGGAAUACAACUUUAUCAACACGAAAUUCUCGAAGACGAAGGGACUGAACGUGCUGAUUAUACCCCGGAUUCUUUUUUCCCUAUAAGUGAUAGAAAUGCCCCCAAAUCCUACUAUGAAGCUAGAAUGCGACCAAUCGAACAUACUAUCAUUGGUCUAAUAUCUGGCUUUUCUCUAUAUUUUCCUUUCUUGUCUUAUUUGCUCGCCAAAGAAUUUGGUUGGGAAAACUAUAAAACUUAUUCUGCUGAUAUUCAACUCCGUGACACACAUAUGUCCCUCACAAUUUUACAGACAUUGAUUAAAAUGGACCUAUUUUUUAUUGGAUCAUACGCUUUACAACUCUUACCUUCUCGAACUAUUGGAUAUGCUUCCUAUUUCUGGUCUAUUACGGAGGUUAUUCUUGUCUUUUUUUCUGGUGCUGUUAUGUUAGUAAUGGCUUGGUUCUCUGUAACUAUGGAAAAGAAAUAUCUUUUAAAUAUGAAACGUGGACUUUAUGUACUUACUGUAUUUGGUCAGGCUGAAAAGGAAUCAAAUACUGUUUCGCCUACGUCAAAAAGGCAAGGCGCUAUUCAUCAACAACAAUUACGUGCAAAAGAAC
Molecule: messenger RNA, 811 nt
Organism: Cetraspora pellucida
Lineage: Eukaryota; Fungi; Glomeromycota; Glomeromycetes; Diversisporales; Gigasporaceae
Source: the annotation of a GenBank genome assembly